CAUUUUCAAUUCUCCUAAUUCUUUCAACAUACAUAUAUAUGCAUCUAAUGAAAAAAUUGGUCUGGUUCAAAUUGAAAUCGACUCUCCAAAAUCAACGUAGAAUAGAGAAUGACGAUUCGGGUAGCUUGGUGAACAAGUCAAAUGUGAAUGAAGAGUAUGUUCAAGCCUUAAGGACUAAGUCUUAUGUAGAACUAUACAAUAAAGUUCAAGAACAACUUGAAGAUGGAAAAUUAAACGAAUCAUCGUCUUCUUCUCUUCAACUCGAUACAAAUCUAUGUCAAGAAGCGUUAUUAAAACUCCCUGAAUCAUGUCAACUUCAUCCCCUUAUUGUUAACUACUUCGAUAUUACCUUAGAAGCAUGCAGAAUCUGUGAAUUACUACUUCAAAAUGUUCAACAAACACGAGCUAAUUAUAAGAAGAUAAGAAGAGCUAUCAGAUUGAUGACAAUAGAGCAAGAAUCAGAGCAUUGUUACAAUGUAUAUAGAGAACUUGCAUCAUUUGCUUCGUUAAACAACUCUUUCUCUGUUGUUAACCAAGUUCAGAUUCUGGACACACGCGAAGGACAUGAUUUAUUGCUUCAGAAACUAUCGUUACAGUUCAGAAGAGUUAACAAGAGGAUGAAAUUCUUGAAAACUUGCAAGAGGGUGUUUGGAAUUAGUAUUGCAAUAGGGUAUACUGGGAUUAUGAUAGCUUUGUUAGUACUAGUUCUUCAUAGUAUGGUUGGUAUUAUGGCUGCCCCGGGGUUGUUAGCUUGUUCUUAUAAGCUAUUCAAGAAAAGAUCAAAGGUGGAUAAAGGGGGAAAAGGUUCGAGUUCACUGGAAAUACUAAUAGCACAGCUUGAUGUAGCUGCAAAGGGGGUGUACAUAUUGAUAAAUGACUUUGAUACAAUGAGUCGGCUAGUGAGGAGACUAUAUGAUGAAAUUGAGCAUAAUAGAUCUGUAGCUGAUAUGUGUGCUAGAAAGAAAAAUGCAGAUAUGUUGAAGGAGGCGAUAAGGGAUUACAGUAUUAACAAGGACUGCUUCAUGGAGAAGUUGAAAGAGCUUGAAGAGCAUGUUUUCUUGUGUUUCAUCACUAUAAACAGAUCAAGAAGAAUGGUUCUACAAGAAAUGGUCAGCAGAUGAGUUAAGUGCAAUUUAUUGAAUCAAAAAUGACAACAAAGACGAGUAAAUUUUUCGUGUUUUUGUCUUUAAUAAUGGAACAAUUCUUUUCCUCCAUUUUGUUUUCUUGUAAACUUAAUGGAGGUCAUAGCAAGUAAAAAUUCUUCUC
Molecule: messenger RNA, 1266 nt
Organism: Solanum verrucosum
Lineage: Eukaryota; Viridiplantae; Streptophyta; Magnoliopsida; Solanales; Solanaceae
Product: UPF0496 protein At1g20180-like
Exons: 2
Coding region: 39-1121 (360 amino acids)
Source: RefSeq, a predicted model, not a curated record